This is a messenger RNA of Amoebophrya sp. A120, 4755 nucleotides long. NCBI's taxonomy places the organism in Eukaryota, Dinophyceae, Syndiniales, Amoebophryaceae. The record is from the annotation of a GenBank genome assembly.
CUUCAGAGAGAGUUGCCGAAAGAAAAUCGCCAAAGUUUCUAAAAAAAGAUCAAGAUGUUGCUGCCGAGCCUUCGUCCGGCCGGCUAUGGGUCCAUUCUGGAGGCACUAUACAGCACCGGUGCGGCCCACCCGGUUGGCGAUCAGUCUGCAACAGCGACAGAGAUAAAAGUUGGCCAUGUAGCACCUGCUUCAGCCCCGAUGACCUCGUUUCUGCACGUGCUUCUCGGGGACUCUUCAUCUACCUUUGCCAGAGCAGCAGCAGAAUUGAAGCAUGCCGACGCAGAGGCUACGGGGGUCGCGGUGGUUGUGUUUCUGCUGUUUAUCAUUGUGAUGGUACUUACCGUGGGUAAACGGACCUUGGAGGACUUCGUGCAGGAUUUCCGCUUUGUUACCGACAGCUUCACCGCCGAUCCGGAAGUUCUUGAGUAUUGGCGCAAACGGUUUCAGCCUGGCGCUUAUUGCAUUUUACCGGUUGAUGUGGUGGAACGUCGAGAUCGUCCUUGUGUACUGGAAGAUGCAGAUCAAAAUGCUGCGAGCGCGAGUCGCGUUAGAUCAGGGUCAGGAAGCAAUGUCAAUUUCGUACCAACAACCGUAGUUUGCCGCGAUCAGGAACAAUCGCCGACUACUACGUCCUCGUCUGCGCCGCUUCUAGACCAUGGGAACAAACAAGCCGUCUCCUAUCUGGAAAUUUUGUUCGGGCCUGCGCGAUCUUCGGUUGAUUUAAGCCGGUAUCGCCAGAUCGACCUCGGCAGCUUGUUUUCCUCUUUGUUGAUGCUGGAAACCAACGUCGACACCUCCGAUCAAGGCUUUACCAGUCUCGUUCUACUGCACUGGGCGGCGGUGCUGCGGAAUUUCGCCGUACAGUACCACGGGCUCAUCGCUGUGUGGUACAAUCACGCGGUGCCCUGCUAUCUACCUGCGGAAGGAAUUCCUGUAGACGGAAGCAAAAGCGGCGAUACGGUUCUGCAGAUGAUCACAGAUUUGCUGAAAGUACUGGAAAAAUCUGCCGGCGAUACCAGAUGGUUGGAGCGGUUUGCGUGCGAGUCAGCGGUUCAUUCGGGAGACCAAACAUCUGAAACUACAAGUAGUAGGCCAAAUAGUAUUAUACCACUGUUGCAGUACAGCAACCUUGGUUUCUUCCGCGCUCCGCAGGGACGAGUUGCGGAUGUGAGCAAGAUUUGUGCAAGUAUGGAGGAGAGGGGCAUUGCGCUUUCGUUGGUUUUCCUCGAAGAAACGUCGUCGGUGACAGUCUUCUUUGACACCAAUGCGGUUUCCGAUGGACUUGCGGAGGAAGUCGCGAAGGAUUUUUACAGUAGAAUCGAUUCGGACUGUAACGCAGCGCGCUCCACGAUCGUUGACCCUUCUUCAGCUACAAGAAAGUUGUCUAAGGAUCCGGCCGAAGGUGGAAUACCGAUGAGAGACUUCCAGGGCAGUAGCUGCGUUGUACGUCUUAUCGGUGCUACAAGUUCAUUUGCUGGUGCCGCUGCAGUUUCCUCUCCACUGAAAGCGGCAGAAAAUUCCUCAAGCGGUCCGUCCGCCCUUUUAGCUGAUGGUCGGGAACAACAAGAGCAGACUGCUGCAGACGGGAACUACGUCGAAACCGCAGAGCGUCAAAUCGAGAAACAAAGCCGUCUUCAAGCCGCUUUGCUCGACCCUCUCACCAGUCGGCAAACAGUAGGAAUCACGCCCGAGGUGGCACAGGACCCGGCACUGCAUUUCGCGUGUCUAAUCGGAAUAUGGCGCGCCGGCGCCGCGGCGACGUAUGAAGAAAGCGUGAGAAGUGCGGAUGCGGUCCUUCUGAACUCGAAGUGCUUUCUCGUCGCGGAGAAUGAGACGUCCUCUUCCAUUAAUAUCGACGACGAGCUGGAGACGACAACUUCCGCCGGUGCGAACGGGCAACGAUUUCUGCGGAUCGGCGCUGCUUUUGAAGGAGCAGUGAUCGAUGUGGCGAACUUCGACUGCAAUGUACUUACGCACGGCACGAGCUCGAGCGCGCGCACGCGGCGAAAUUUGCAGAGCAAGACUGGAAGUAGUCUGUUCAAGUUCUGCAACUCCAACUCGCUUCGCGACACCAGCCGCACGAAGGAUCUUCUCGAAAGAGAGGUAUCGAAAGCAGAAACCAGUUCGCGGCUCCAGUGGUUCAAAGAGCUAUUGAGAUCGUCCGCAAGUGAAAAAUCAGAUUCAGAACCACAGGGCAACAUUAGGCAAAGCGUUAUCGUUUGCCAAUCUUUCGACGCAGCCUGGCAUCUCCCAAUGAUCUACGCCCUGCAACACGACAUGGACCUGACGUUCGUCGAUCUCAGUAUCGCCAGCAACAUCGAGCUGCUCCGUCAGGAACUCCAGCGAGAAGGAAGCGGGCUGAGUAACAAGUUUCUCAUCGUCCCGACCGGAGUGUUCGAAGACGAUUUGGAUUUGCUCGCGCAGCUGCCAAUCGAGAACCUCUUCGUCUUCCAGGGCCAAGGAGAGCCAGUUUGCGAAGAGAGAUGCAGAGUCUUCCAUUUGCUCACUGGAUCUUCGGACGAGGAAGGUAAAGAACCCAAGACACGUCUGCACACACUGUGGGGAUCGCUCCCGGCCGCCUCGCUUCUGCAUCGAGAAAUACUUCCUCCUUCAUCUUCUACUUCCAGUUUGAUGAUGAAGAAAGCGAAUGCGAACGACAAAGAGUCGACGUCCUUGGGAGUGCCGAUACCGGACGAAAUGUCGACUUCAUCAUCGUCUUCUCUCUGGAGCAACGACGCUUCGAGCUCUAGACUGUUUCCCUAUCGAACGGGCAACUUGUCCUACGACAAAGUUGCUUUGUCUGGCUUCGUGCGCAUCUCUGCUUCAGCCUCUCCAACGGAAAGCGUGGAGUUUCACUGGACCGCCCCGAAAGGGCUGUCUUUUCCCGCCUCCACCUUCGACCACCAGCAGGAUACGAAACAUACUCACGACGAUUUUGCGCGGAGAGCAGCACAGCAGCAGCCGAGAAAGCUUGUCAGCUUGGAUCAAGGGUACAGCGCAACGACACCAAAUAGCAGUUCGCAACCAUCGAAGAGCUCGCUUUCGGCAGAGGACGCAACAAAUUCAAUCUCGUCCACCACCACCACCACCCCGUGCGUACUGCUGACGCCGUCCGGGUUGCCCCUUGACGUCACCCAGUUGCAGGCGGACCACGGCAAUGCGAACGCGGUGUUUGUUGUUGAGAAGAGCCGCUUGCUCGUGUACAGCGACCAGUCGGUGUUGCAGCAAGUCCCGGCCUUCGCAAAGUCAGUAGUGGAGUGGAGAACGAUGCCAGAGGGACGGGUGGAAAUGAACAAUAAGUCCGGCGUUGAGCAGCAGAAGCAGGUCGAGGGACGAGAUUCAUCUCCUGUGCACGCCACGGGCAGUCGUGGUCCUAGCGGUCUGCUGCCCACAUCCUCUGCAGUAGUCCUCGAUGUCGCAACUGCAAAUUUUUACGUCAACCAGCAAACAAGGAAAAUACUCUCGCACCAAGUUCCGCAGCCCGUGGCCACGCUGGAGAAGAAGCAUCUCCAAUAUACCGAGUGGACCAGGAAGCAGCUCGAGGAGGCGUCCUACCUGAACCCGUUAAAGGAGGUGAAUCAGAAGAGCGUUCUCUCCCUGUCGCUCUAUUUCGGUGUGUAUCCGUUAUUGCUCGCUUGCUACAGCGCAGGCACUACUUCUACGGCUGACACGGCGGCUCCAGCCCUCCCGCCGGGUCUGGUUUCAAUCGCGUGCUCGACCCUGGGCUUCGGCAGCGGGUUGCUCUGGCGCUCGCACUACCUGUACCGCAACUUCAACCCGACCGUGCAUGUCGUUUUGCUUUUCGUCGUCGUUUUUCUCGGCCAGGGUUUGCUUCCGGUCGCGGUUUACAUGGUUCCGAUUCUGCUGUACUUAGGGUGGAUUCUGUGCUCAUUAACCGCAUUUCCGGACUGGUGGCGCUUUUUGGUGUCGGUGUUGCUCUUCAUGCCACUCCUCGGUAUCGGAGAGGUUGGGGCCGCGUCGUCAUCCUCUACUUCUUCACCCGAAGUCGCCGCCCUGUGCUGCUAUUCCCUGCUCCCCUGCAUGACGGCGGCAGCGUCGGUGGCGCGGAACAUCGUACGACAGGAUUAUCCACCCGGACGGUUCAUUCUACUGGGGGUUUUCCUCCUCUUUUGCGGCACUGCGUCACAGGGAGCCGGCUGUUUGCUCUACACUCUUGGGACCUUCAGCCUGUUAGUAGCGUUGUUUCCAAUUUGCUGGCCAGCGUCGUCUGCUACUCCAUCGGAGGAGAGCGACGAAGAAAUAGCAGUAGCUGCAGCUGGUCGUAUUGUGGACGACUCGACGACGGGGAAGAUAAGAGGUAGAAGUUUGAAAGAAAAAAUCUUUUCCCUGUCAACCGACGCGUUUUUCAACGACCCCAGGCCGGCUGCCGCGCUUUUUUCCUUUCCCGUCUUCUACCUCUACGCGUCGGUAGUCGCUCCGGAGCCGCUGUUUGGCAAUUUUGUGUUUCUCGGUCUCUGGUGCGCGUUCAUUGCUCCCGCGGUUGGCUGGACGGUAGAACAUUUGGUUGCGAGUUUGGGACUCGCGGAAAACGUGGAUGCCGGCCCAGAGGGGAGGCUAUAGGAGAACAGGGCCGUGACGAGUACAAAGUGUCGCUUGCGUAGUGAUUCAAACGAAUUUUGCCGUUUCUCUUUUCCGUGUCAAACUGUUCUGAAUUUUGCACAGGCGUAGCCCAUUCAGGUCGCAUACUCAGAGCAUACAAAUAUCGUUUCCACAACACGUGAAAAAAGUGUCAGG